Messenger RNA from Callithrix jacchus (white-tufted-ear marmoset), 2216 nucleotides. NCBI's taxonomy places the organism in Eukaryota, Metazoa, Chordata, Mammalia, Primates, Cebidae. The record is from RefSeq and is a predicted model, not a curated record.
UCCCAACCUGGGGAUCACGGGGUACCCCCAUGGGGCUGGGUGCUGGGCCGCCCUGCACGGGCGCAGUGUGACCAGUAUUUGCAUUCCAGGCGCCCGCACACACCCAGCUAUUUGCAGUCCUGACCCUUGUCCUGGCUCGGCCACGCUGGAUUCCUAGCCCAGGCCUCCCUCUCAGUUCCCUUACCCGAAAGAAGCUCGGCAAGGGCGAGUCCCGGAAGGCGCAGCUGUGAUCUGGGAGGCGCUGAGCUCUCACCUGCGACCCAUGGCUGGGGAGGGCCCAGUAAUGACAGCAUGGCAGUGCCCCCAAGAGGGAGGGGCCAUCGAACCCACCGAGACAAACCUGACACGUUCUUCCCUGCAGGGGUGCAGUGGGCAGAGCCCAGUCCUGAGAGGCCCACGCGGAGCUGCAGGAGCCGACCCUGGAGAUCACAUGAUGGCCUCGGAGCACAGGGAUGUCCUCGUGCUGCUGCCCAGCCGGGAGCAACUGCGGGUGGCCGUGGGGGUGAAGGCCACUGGCCUCGAGCUUUUCCAGCAAGUGUGCAACGUGCUGAGCAUCAGAGACACCCAGUUCUUCGGCCUCUGUGUGGUCAGAAACAAUGAGUAUAUAUUUAUGGAUCUAGAGCAAAAGCUCAGCAAGUACUUCCCAAAAGAUUGGAAGAGAGAAACAUAUCAAGGAAGCAAGAAAUGCAAAGCGCCCUUCGUGGCCUUCCUCCGCGUGCGGCACUAUGUGGAAAACGGAAGAAUCAUCAGUGACCCCCGGGCACGGCACCUGUACUACUGCCACCUGAAGGAGCGCAUGCUGCAGUCCCAGUGCGCCCACCAGGAGGAGGCCUACUUCCUGCUGGCCAGCUGCGCGCUGUAGGCCGACCAGGGCGAGCAGCGGGAGCCGGCCCACACCAGAAGGUACUUCGAGCUGCACUCCUACUUCCCACAGUGGAUCAUCACCAAGAGGGGGAUUGACUACAUCCUCCGGCACAUGCCCGCCCUGCUCCGAGAGCGCCAGGGCUUGAGCCCCAAGGAGGCCAUGCUGCGCUUCAUCCAGGAGGCCUGCCGGCUGGAGGACGUGCCCGUGCACUUCUUUAGGCUGUACAAGGAUAAGGAGGAAGCUUUCCCCACUGUGAUCCUGGGACUGACACUCAGGGGAGUGCACAUCUACCAGGAGGUGAACCGAGCUCCACAGCUGCUGUACGACUUCCCCUGGCCCCACGUCGGGAAGAUGGCAUUUCUGGUGGGUAAGCUGGAGAUCUGGCUGGACGGGCUGCCCUCAGCACGGAAGCUGGUUUACUACACGGGCUGCGUCUGGCGCUCACAGCACCUGCUGCACCUGCUGGGCACCAGCCACCAGCUCCAGCUCCUCACGCGGCCCACGCUGCACGUGCUGCGGCAGCGGGAGGAGGCGGAAGAGAAGCAGCGCUACCGGGAGUCGUACAUCAGCGAUGGGCUGGAGCUGGACCUGGACCCAUCCAGCAGGGGCUCCCCGGGCAGUGGGGGCAGCAGGAACAGCGGGGACAGUAGCCAGCACUGCCCCCACAGCCUCUCACUCCACUCCACCGACAGCCACAGCAGCUCCCACACAUCAGACAUCAAGGCAGACUCCCGGCUCAGGGAAUCCAGGGAGAUGCCUGUGGACUCGCCCUCAGAGGUCCAGGGGCUCCAUGAGAAGGCACCAUCCUCCGGCCCCAGGACCAGUGGCAGCUGCCCCAGCACACAUGAUGACAGCCAAGCCACUUGCCGGGAGCCCUGCACCCAUGUCAGGACCAGAGGCCAGAGUGCUCAGGUCAUGUACCAGAUCCGGGAGAUGAACGCCGGAGUCAGUGAGGAGCAGCACAGCCACAGCUUGGAAGAUACGCGUCUGCGCCAGCUGGCCCUGCACCCAGAGCCCACCUCACUCAGCCACACCUUCCACUGCACCCUGGACCUCAGGCUGGCAUCCCCCUGCGAGACCAGGGCCACUCUCCCCAGCAACAAGUCCAGGAACUGCCUGGCUCUGGACCUGCUCGGGGAGGCCCCGCCCCCACAGGAGUUUGUGGUGUAGGCACCAUCCACCCAGCAGCACCAUCUACACCGCCAGCCUCAGGUCAGCCCCCACCCACCCACUGCCACAUGGCCCUUGGCCCUUCCUGCCCACCGGAUGCUGUCCCCACCUCCACAGCCAGCAUGCUCCACAGGCUCACCUGGGACAGGUGUGGAGCCGGCUCGGACAUCAACCUGGGAGG